This is a messenger RNA of Bipolaris maydis ATCC 48331, 1122 nucleotides long. RefSeq lists its product as uncharacterized. The record is from RefSeq and is a predicted model, not a curated record. Lineage: Eukaryota; Fungi; Ascomycota; Dothideomycetes; Pleosporales; Pleosporaceae.
AUGGCAUCUCAAAGCUUCUGGGGUCGCUUCAACCUGAGCAACGAAGAUGGAAGGUCAUGUAUGAGAGCUGUACAAAAUGCAUAUAUAGGGUAUGAGGUGAAAGAGUUUGAACAACAGGGAUAUUGCAGUUGCACGUUCUUGGUUGCGCCUUUGAGCGGUACUGAGCACAGCAUAGUUAUGGAUAAGGACCUGGCAGAGGAAUUUCAAGAGUGCAGCACAAGAAACGAACUCAUCGUUCAACUCCGGCCUGCGUCUCACGCACUUGAUCUCGACAUUAUGCACAUCGCAACCAAAAUCUAUCCAUCGCUGGCCCCAACCGUCGCGCUCCUGGACGUACCCCUACCUGUAAGCCUGAAGGCUUACGAGAUGAACAGAAUUCCCGGUACAUCUCUCAGUCGCCUGAUGCCGCGCGCACAUACCUUGAAUACAAAAGAGCAAGCACGACUGGAAACAUUGGUCUUGAGCUUUGCCGAAUUCAUGGCACAAGGCUGGCAGUGCGCGUCGAAAGCGCCAGCAUCACCAACACCCAGAACCACGCGAGCUGACUCGCCAAUGGAAGAUACAUCAGAUAUACUCUCACAGUGUCGCGGCAAAGUCGGUUCAAGCAUUAUCUAUCGACUCAGGAAACUUGCUGCAGAACUACCCGACACAUGCUUGAGAAAAAGAACAGAGAAGACACUUUCAGCCAUGCAAGAAAUGACGGACUACCCUGUCAUUCUAAAUCACGGGGAUAUUAUACCAUCCAACAUUAUCAUCGACGAGAGUCGGUGGGAGAUGACUGGCUUGGUCGAUUGGGCUGAAGCAGAGUUCUUGCCCUUUGGAACGUGUCUUUAUGGGCUGGAGCAUUUGCUAGGAUAUUACGAACAAAAUUCUUCAAGCACAACAUCUACAUGGGUCUACUUUGGAGGAGCCGCAAAGCUUCGAGAGGCGUUCUGGGAGCACUUGUUCGCAGCUGCACCGGGUCUGAAGGCGCGCGAGGAUGAAGUGAGGACGAUGCGGGACAUGGGCGUGUUGCUGUGGCAUGGCAUCGCGUGGGAUGAUGGAGCUAUUAAUCGCGUGGUUAGUGAACUUCGAGAUCAGGAAGAAUUGGUGAAGCUUCGUGCUUUUCUGGAUGCGGAUUGA